AUGCCAAUAUACAAUGCCCCCUUCGUGGACCUGGCCUUGGUACAGUGCCCCUGGGCCUCAGGCAGGGGCCGCCCCCACCUCGAUGCCAAUGCCAUGGUAGAGAAGCCCAUGACGUGGGCUGAGGUCUCAGUUCCUGCAGCUUCCUGGCUGGGCUCCAGUCCACAAGCUCAGGAGAGCACACAGAAGCUCACAGCUGAACCCCUGCCUCUGGGGGAGGGGGAUUAUCUGCCCUGGAGGGGGGGCCUGUCAGUGGAUCAAGGGGAACCUCAGGUUGGGGGCAAGGAGGACAACAUCAAGAUGGGGGAACUAGGGACCCAGAGCGGUCGGGACCCAAAGGCCAGCGGGCUCUCCAGUGUUGGGACAGCAGUGUUGGCUGGUGGGGAAGCACACCGUGUCCUGGGCCGCGGCCGGACGGUGGCGUGGAGCCAGCAGGAGACGCGGUCCCGGACACCCUGGCGUCGCCUGCCUCUCUGCGCCCCUCUCCCCCACCCCACCCCCGCUCUCAACCUGGCGUCAGACGACCCCACUCCGGGGCCCCACUAUCGCCACUUGAGACGCCUGGAGUUCCUCACCGGGGCAUGGGUCCACUGUUUUCCCGAAUGCAAGUCCCCCCACGGAUCGUCCUUGGAGGUGCACAGGCCCCCACAUCGUGCGCCCCCAGGUCUGUGCAUUGGAGUACCUGGGAACAGCAAGCUCAUCAAGCAGAAGGGAGAGGCCUCAGCCCUACCCCCCCCCCCAGACGCCCUGGCGCUCAAUGACCCACCAAGCCCCAGGUAA
Molecule: messenger RNA, 777 nt
Organism: Chrysochloris asiatica (Cape golden mole)
Lineage: Eukaryota; Metazoa; Chordata; Mammalia; Afrosoricida; Chrysochloridae
Exons: 7
Coding region: 1-777 (258 amino acids)
Source: RefSeq, a predicted model, not a curated record